AUGGAAACUCAUCAAAAUCUCUCUCUCUUAUUACUCUUUGUGCCCUAUUUGUUGGCAUGCAGUGUUGGUCAACUUGAUCGUGGUAUUAGUCGGUCAGAUUUUCCACUUGACUUCAUAUUCGGAGCAGCAUCAGCUGCUUAUCAGUAUGAAGGAGCGGCGGAUAUUGGGGGAAGAAAACCCAGUAUAUGGGAUACCUUCACUGAGAAUUAUCCAGAAAAAAUAGCUGACAGAAGCUCUGGAAAAGUUGCAGAAGAAUUCUAUUUUAGAUAUGAGAGCGACAUCCACCUACUGAAAAAAACGGGUUUCAACUCCUUUAGAUUCUCUAUAUCUUGGUCUAGAGUAUUACCAAAUGGACGUGGGCAACCGAAUCUUGAUGGCAUCAAAUUUUACAAAAGUCUCUUGGAGACGCUUAAUAGAAAUGGCAUCAAACCAGUAGUGACUUUAUUUCACUGGGAUCUGCCUCAAGCUCUAGAAGAUGAAUAUGGUGGAUUUUUGAGCCCGAAGUUCGUGGAUGAUUAUCUCGCAUAUGUGGAUUUUUGCUUCAGAACAUUUGGCCAUUAUGUGAAAAGUUGGAUUACAUUUAAUGAGCCAGUUAUUUUUACUACCAAAGCGUAUGAAUUUGGUGUUUUCGCACCUGGACGAUGUUCUCAUUAUAAUGGAAAUUGCACUAAUGGGAACUCAGCAACAGAACCUUACAUCGUGAUUCACCAUUUAAUUCUCGCUCAUGCAAAAGCAGUGGACUUGUAUAGAAAGAAAUACAAGGAACUUCAAAAGGGAAAUAUAGGAAUAACAAUACAAUCUUUAUGGGUCGUACCAAAAUUUCGUACACCUGAAUCUUGUUUGGCAGCCUAUAGAGCCCUAGACUUCUCGCUUGGAUGGGUUUUUCACCCAAUUACAUUCGGAGACUAUCCAGAAAUCAUGAAAUCUUUGGUUGGAUGCCGAUUGCCUAAAUUCACUGAAGAUGAAUCGAAACUAAUAAAAAAGUCGUACGAUUUCUUGGGUCUAAAUUAUUAUACUGCAAGAUAUGCGGAGGAUUCAAAUGUCUCAUGCGUUAUAAAUCAAGGUCCUUAUGGUGAUAGUCGUGUUAAUCUGACAGAUUCCAAAGAUGGUGUACCUAUUGGGCAGAAGAUUGAUGGAACGUGGAUGUUCGUUUAUCCACAAGGAAUUGACGAAUUGGUGUUGUACAUAAAAGAAAAUUACAACAACCCUCCUAUUUACAUCACUGAGAAUGGAGUUCCUGAUCCGAUCAAUAGUACUAGUCUCAAUGAUGUUGGAAGAAUAGAUUACUAUCGUAGUCAUCUACAACAUCUCUUAAAGGCUAUUAAGGCUGGAGCCAACGUGAAGGGGUUCUAUAUUUGGACAUUUCUUGAUGACUUUGAGUGGAAUUCCGGUUACACUUAUAAAUUUGGCAUCUACCACAUUGAUCGCAAAAAUAACUUGACAAGAAUCCCCAAACGUUCUGUUGAAUGGUUUAGAGAAUUCUUCAAGACCAUUCCCAGAGUCAUGAAUAUUCAUGAGGAGCCAAUAACUUCUUCAUUUCUCACUGCAGCCUAAUUAAAGAAAUACAUAUGAUCUUAAAAUAUAUGUCUUUAAAAUAAAUGCUGUUGAAGAAGAAAAUUAGUAUUUAUGUGAACAAAAGCUACUUCGAGUUUCAGUGUGUGAGAAUAAUAUUAUCUAUCAUGUACUUGUGUUGUGUGAGACUUUAUAUAUAAGGAAAUAAAAUGCCUUUACGUGCUUGUUUAUUAUAAUUA
Morus notabilis is the source of this 1751-nucleotide messenger RNA. RefSeq names its product beta-glucosidase 17-like. Lineage: Eukaryota; Viridiplantae; Streptophyta; Magnoliopsida; Rosales; Moraceae. The transcript is spliced from 13 exons. Gene Ontology annotation, biological process: carbohydrate metabolic process. Bases 1 to 1554 code for a protein of 517 amino acids. The record is from RefSeq and is a predicted model, not a curated record. Gene Ontology annotation, molecular function: beta-glucosidase activity.